Macadamia integrifolia is the source of this 4392-nucleotide messenger RNA. RefSeq names its product pleiotropic drug resistance protein 1-like. The transcript has 25 exons. Gene Ontology annotation, cellular component: membrane. The record is from RefSeq and is a predicted model, not a curated record. Gene Ontology annotation, molecular function: ATP hydrolysis activity; ABC-type transporter activity; ATP binding. Lineage: Eukaryota; Viridiplantae; Streptophyta; Magnoliopsida; Proteales; Proteaceae. Bases 1 to 4392 code for a protein of 1463 amino acids.
AUGGAGACUGGUGAAUCAAAUAGAACUGCUAGUUUUCGUAUAGGUAGUAUGCUUAGUUCUCAUGGUAGCAGUUUUCGUGCUAGUAGCUUUCGCAGUUUUCAUGCUAGUAGUUUUCACGAUGAAGAAGCUCUGAAAUGGGCAGCUAUAGAGACACUCCCCUCAUUCCGUCGUAUAAGGGAAAAUAUACUGUCAAUAGCAGAGGAUCAGGGGAAUGAAAUUGAUAUUGAGGAUCUUGGGGUUGCAGAGAGGAAGAUUUUGUUAGAUAAAUCAACCGAAGUCAAAGAGGAGGACCAUUUGAAGUUCUUGUUGAAGCUCAAGAACCGCCUUGAUGAAGUUGGAAUUGAUAUUCCAACGAUCGAAGUCCGCUUUGAACGUGUAAAUGUAGAUGCAGAAGCUUAUGUGGGAAUCAGAGCCUUACCUACAAUAUUCAACUCCAUAGCUAAUGUGUUAGAGGGAAUCUUGGAUUAUCUACAUAUUGUUCGAAGCAAAAAGGUGCCAAUAUCAAUCCUUCAUGAUGUUAGUGGAAUAAUCAAGCCUGGCAGAAUGACAUUACUUUUAGGCCCUCCAGCCUCUGGAAAGACUACAUUGAUGUUGGCUUUGGCAGGAAAGCUUGAUAAAGAUCUGAAAUUCUCUGGGAAAAUAAAUUACAAUGGUCAUGGAAUGGAGGAGUUUGUCCCACAAAGGACAGCAGCUUAUAUCAGUCAACAAGAUCUCCACAUAGGAGAAAUGACAGUGAGAGAAACCUUUUCUUUUUCUGCAAGAUGUCAAGGGGUGGGAACUCGUUAUGAUAUAUUGACAGAGCUGUCAAAAAGAGAAAAAGACGCAAACAUUAACCCAGAUCCUGACCUUGAUCUUUUCUUGAAGGCAGCUUCACUAGAAGGACAGGAGUUCAACAUCGUCACGGAUUAUAUUCUAAAGACUUUGGGACUUGAGAUUUGUGCUGAUACCAUGGUGGGAGAUGAAAUGCUGAGAGGUAUCUCUGGAGGACAAAGAAAGCGUGUCACAACAGGGGAGAUGCUGGUUGGACCAGCAAGGGCACUUUUCAUGGAUGAGAUAUCAACUGGUUUGGAUAGUUCAACAACAUUUCAGAUUGUGAAUUCAAUUAAGCAAUACAUCAACAUUCUAAGUGGAACAGCUCUCAUCUCUCUUCUCCAGCCAGCACCUGAUACUUACGAGCUCUUUGAUGACAUUAUUCUCCUAUCAGAUGGGCAGAUUGUGUAUCAGGGGGGCCGUGAGCAUGUGCUUGAUUUUUUUGAAUCUGUGGGUUUCAAAUGUCCUGAAAGGAAGGGAAUAGCAGACUUCUUGCAAGAGGUGACAUCGAGGAAAGAUCAAGAACAGUACUGGGCUCAUAAGGAUAAUCCUUACAGAUUUAUUCCUGUCAAGGAAUUUGUCGAGGCAUUCCACUCAUUCCACGUUGGUCAGAGGCUAGCAGAUGAACUUGCCACCCCAUUUGAUAAGAGGAAGAGUCAUCCUGAUGCCUUAACUACUGAUAAAUAUGGUGUUACCAAGAAGGAACUCUUGAAAGCCUGCUUUUCAAGAGAACUAUUGCUGAUGAAAAGAAAUUCAUUUGUCUACGUUUUCAAGAUCAUGCAGCUUACUGUUGUGGCAUUCUUAACAAUGACAGUCUUCAUGGGCACUGAGAUGCACAAAGAUUCAGUAACGCGUGGUGGGAUUUUUAUGGGUGCUUUGUUCUUUAUUCUCACCAUGAUAAUGUUUCAUGGAAUACCAGAGCUUUCUAUGACUGUUAUGAAGCUUCCUGUAUUUUACAAGCAAAGAGACCUCCUAUUCUAUCCUUCAUGGGCAUACUCACUGCCCACAUGGAUCCUAAAGAUUCCUAUUUCACUUAUCGAAGUUGCUCUUUGGGUGUUCAUAACUUACUAUGUCAUAGGCUUUGACCCAAAUGUUGGAAGACUUUUCAAACAGUUCCUUCUACUCGUAUGUGUGAGCCAAACAGCAUCUGGAUUGUUCCGAUUAAUUGCCUCACUAGGAAGGAACAUGGUUGUUUCAAUUACAUUUGGGUCCUUUGGAUUAUUUAUGCUCAUGGUUCUAAGUGGAUUUGUCUUGUCACAAGAUGAUAUAAAGAAAUGGUGGAAAUGGGGCUAUUGGAUCUCUCCUAUGACGUAUGGGCAAAAUGCUUUAGUAGUGAACGAGUUCCUUGGGAAAAGUUGGAGUCAUCUUCUACCCAAUGGAGAGACUCUGGGAGUGGCAGUCCUGAAAUCCCGUGGGGUCUUCAUUGACGCUUAUUGGUAUUGGAUUGGUGUAGGGGCAUUGACUGGUUAUGUUUUCCUAUUCAAUGUUUUAUUCACAGUGGCUCUUGCUUAUCUCAAUCCAUUUGGGAAACCUCAGGCAGUAAUAUCUGAAGAGAGCUUGAAGGAUAAACAUGCCAGCAGGACCGGAAAAAUAAUUGAUCUAUCAUCCAUAGGAAAGAGCUAUGCAGCUAGUGGGCAUUUUUCUGAUCAAAACAACAUAAAUCCACAAUCAGGAGAUGAAAUUAAAACAAGUAUUUCAUCUGAUUAUUCAUCUACAAGGGUGGAGGGCAAUGAAGCCAAUCAGAGCAAGAGGCGGGGAAUGGUUCUUCCAUUUAAACCUCUUUCCCUCACUUUUGAUGAAAUCAGAUACUCUGUUGACAUGCCACAGGAAAUGAAAGCACGAGGCGUUAAAGAGGACCGGCUAUUGCUUCUAAAGGGAGUGAGUGGAGCUUUUAGGCCAGGAGUCCUUACAGCUCUAAUGGGUGUUAGUGGCGCUGGUAAGACCACUUUGAUGGAUGUGUUGGCUGGAAGGAAAACUGGAGGAUAUAUCGAAGGAAGCAUCAAGAUAUCUGGCUACCCAAAGAAACAAGAAACAUUUGCUCGUGUAUCAGGAUACUGUGAACAGAACGAUAUCCACUCUCCUCAUGUUACGGUCUAUGAAUCCUUGCUCUAUUCUGCUUGGCUUCGGUUAGCUCCUGAAAUCAAUUCUUGCGCUAGAAAGAUGUUCAUUGAAGAUGUCAUGGAUCUUGUAGAGCUGGACUCAUUGAGGGAAGCAUUGGUUGGGCUUCCAGGUGUGAAUGGUCUCUCAACAGAGCAGCGCAAGAGGCUGACCAUCGCAGUUGAACUCGUUGCCAACCCUUCAAUUAUAUUCAUGGAUGAACCAACAUCUGGCCUGGAUGCAAGGGCAGCUGCAAUAGUGAUGAGAACAGUGAGAAACAUUGUGGACACUGGACGAACUGUGGUUUGCACAAUCCAUCAGCCAAGCAUUGACAUAUUUGAUGCUUUUGAUGAGCUAUUCUUAUUGAAGCAAGGAGGAGAAGAAAUAUAUGCAGGCCCAAUAGGGAGACACUCUUAUCAAUUGAUCAAUUACUUCGAGGCAAUAGAAGGAAUUAGUAGGAUAAAAAAUGGAUAUAAUCCAGCGACAUGGAUGUUGGAGGUAACAGCAACAGUCCAAGAAGCAGCUUUGGGGGUAAACUUCAGUGACAUAUAUAAGAACUCAGAACUAUACAGGAGGAACAGAGCAAUGAUUGAGGAAUUGAGUAAACCUGCCCCUCGUUCAAAAGACCUCUAUUUCCCUACUCGGUAUUCCCAAUCUUUCUUCACGCAAUGCAUGGCUUGCCUCUGGAAACAGCAUUGGUCCUACUGGAGGAAUCCACAAUACACUGCAGUGAGGCUCUUCUUCACAACUUUCAUGGCUCUGUUGAUUGGGACAAUUUUUUGGAAUCUUGGAACUAGGACGGAGAGGCAGCAGGAUCUCUUUAAUGCAAUGGGUUCUAUGUAUGGUGCUGUUCUUUUUCUUGGGAUACAAAAUGCUGGCUCAGUGCAGCCAGUUGUAUCGGUCGAGCGGACUGUUUUUUAUAGAGAGAGGGCUGCUGGGAUGUAUUCAGCUAUGGCAUAUGCCUUUGCCCAAGUUUUGAUUGAGGUUCCACAUAUCUUCAUACAGACUGUUAUAUAUGGGAUUAUGGUGUAUUCAAUGAUUGCAUUUCAAUGGACUGCUGUGAAAUUCUUUUGGUAUCUGUUCUUCAUGUACUUCACAUUGUUAUACUACACCUUUUAUGGUAUGAUGGCAGUGGCCAUGACACCCAACCCACACAUUGCUGCUAUAGUUUCCUCAGCAUUUUAUGCACAAUGGAACCUUUUCUCAGGAUUCAUAAUUCCAAGACCAAGCAUUCCUAUCUGGUGGAGGUGGUACUACUGGGCUUGCCCUGUUUCGUGGACAUUGUAUGGCUUGGUUGUGUCACAGUUUGGAGAUUUACAGAACAAGCUUGAAUCAGGCAAAACAGUUGAAGAAUUUCUAAGGGAUUAUUUUGGCUUCAAACAUGAUUUCCUAGGAGUGGUCGCAGUCGUCAUUGUUGCAUUCAGUGUGCUUUUUGCAGUCAUCUUUGCUUUUUCAAUACGGGUAUUUAAGUAUCAGAAAAGAUAA